This is a messenger RNA of Aspergillus terreus NIH2624, 912 nucleotides long. RefSeq lists its product as uncharacterized. The coding region runs from base 1 to 912 and encodes 303 amino acids. Gene Ontology annotation, molecular function: protein binding. The transcript is spliced from 3 exons. NCBI's taxonomy places the organism in Eukaryota, Fungi, Ascomycota, Eurotiomycetes, Eurotiales, Aspergillaceae. The record is from RefSeq and is a predicted model, not a curated record.
AUGGAAGGGACCCCCGAAGUCCGAGUCGCUGGGUUGGAAGCCUCCCCAGCGCCAACAGACACCCAGAAUGCGCAACCUCCGCAGAACACACAAACCCCAGAAAUCAGCGUAAAUGCCACCCAAAACACAGACGCAGCAAACGAUCAUCCCUCCCAAUCACAAGACAUCACCCUCCCCGAUGCUGCGCCGGAGCCCGAGCCAACUCCCGCAGAACCAGCACCUCCGAGAAGGAAGCCCGGGCUUCAGUUUCUCGAGUUCUUGACGUCGCCGAUCGUCGAGAUUGUAGUGGGCCAGGGCGACAACACAACUAGCUUAACAACACAUCAGAGUCUCCUCAUGGAAUCGCCCUUCCUCGCGGCCUUGGUGGAGAAAUUCGGACAAUCGGCGCAGCGGCGCAUUGAACUCCCAGACGAGAACGUCGAAGCCUUCGGUUACUUCCUGCAAUACCAGUAUACCCGCGAUUAUUCCACCAGCGCGAUCGCCGGUGAGCAGGAGCAGGUCGUCGGGGAGAUCGACGACAGUGGCGAGGAGCUUCUGAAACACGCUCGCGUCUACACCCUCGCCGAGAAACUGGGAAUCCCGUCGUUGAAACACCUCGCCCACUCCAAAAUCCACCGCAUCAACAGCAGCUCUCAGGGUGAGCUUGCCUAUGCUCGCUAUGUCUACACGCACACCCCGGCCGACGACGAGACGAUCCGGAAACCGGUGGCUGCGUUCUGGGCGCAGAGAAGCUACGUUUUGCGUCACGAAGCCGAAGAGGAGUUCAAAAAGCUUUGUCUGGAUGUCCCCGAGUUCUGCUUCGACGUCCUGACGCUCAUCCUUGACUGGAAGGAAAAGCGCGCUCACGAAAAAUCCGAGACGGAAUCGGGCGUCAAAGGAAGUGGUCGAAAACGUCUUCGCAGUGGCGUUUAA